Messenger RNA from Rotaria sp. Silwood2, 1950 nucleotides. The record is from the annotation of a GenBank genome assembly. NCBI's taxonomy places the organism in Eukaryota, Metazoa, Rotifera, Eurotatoria, Philodinida, Philodinidae.
AUGUAUCGUUAUCAUCCUUAUUCGAGCAAUCGCGGAGGAACAUUAAACAAAAGUGCCGGUCCAGGUGAUCAUGCUCCACAUAUUAAUUUUACUCAUGUUAAUGGUGAUAUUCAGAUUGAGCUGAAAAAAGUUAUUCAAUCAGGUGUAGAACGGUCAUUACUGCUAAUACCAGAGAAGUUCUUUGAAAUUUCACAUGAAAGUGACGAUAUAUUUGAAGCUGGAAAAGCAAUAGCUGGUUACCACGGAAAAAAUAGUGAAACACAUCCGCCUAGUGCUGUUGGACCUUUUAAAUUCAUACUUCGUUCUGACUAUGAUAAUGAUAAAUAUGAACAUAUGUAUGAAUGGGCAGUACCAAAUUCGCAGCUGAGAGUUAGUGUUCGUAAUCGUCGAAGUGAUGGAAAACGACCAAAAGACACACAAUUUGUUGUUGAAGUGCGUGUUUUCGGUUCAAAUGGUUUACCAACUGAUGAAGGAAUCAUGAUGGCAUGGCAUAACUUUAAUGCUGAUGAUUAUACACAAGGUUAUUAUCAAAGUAAAGCUAUGGUCGAUAGUAAUGGACAUGUUUUUUGGCCACCACCAGCGAAAUUUCGAUCAUCAUGUAAAAUUGAUGUCACUUUUUUUCCAUUUGAUGAUCAAUUAUGUAAGCUAAAAUUUGGUUCAUGGACAUAUGAUGCAGCUCAAGUUAAUUUAACAAAACGACGUGAUCAUGUUGAUAUGACAAAUUAUAUACGUUCGGGUGAAUGGCAUAUUGUUCAUAUUGAAAUAAAACGUAAUGAUGUUACUUAUCCAUGUUGUCCUGAAAUUUAUUAUCCCGAUGUAACAAUUUAUGUUCAUAUCCGUCGUCGUGUAUUAUAUUAUCUGUUUAAUAUAAUAUUUCCUUGUAUAUGGCUUUCAAUUCUUUCAUUGCUCGGAUUUUGGCUUCCACCAGAUUCGGGAGAAAAGAUAACACUUGGUAUAACUGUACUUCUUGCUUUUUCUGUUUUUAUGUUAUUAAUUGCUGAAUCAAUGCCAGCAACAAGUGAAAUGGUUCCGCUUAUAGAAAUCUAUUUAACUAUUGUUAUGGCAUUGACAUCAUUAUCAAUUGUACUUACUGUUUAUGUACUUCAAUUACAUCAUUCGGGUCCUGUUGUUAUUCCUAUUCCACAUUCAUUUAAAUAUUCAUUAGUUCGAUAUGUAGUACCUGUGAUUCGAAUGAAAAAAGUUGUUGAAACUUAUGCACAAGAACAUAAUUUAAUUGAAACAGAUGAAGUUUAUCAAUGUUUUGCUAAACCAAAAACAAAACCAAUCGAUAGUCCAUUAAUUAAUAAUAAAAAGAAUUUUAUUUUUGAAAAAAAAAAGAAUAUCAAAUAUCGACAAAACAAUUCUUAUCGAGAAGAACCUCAAUGUAAUGAUAAUGAUAAUGAUAAUGAUGAUGAUGAUGAUGAUGAUAAAGAAAUAAUGAAAGAAUUUUUAUCGAAUCCAUCAUUAUGUAAUGGUGAUAUUCGUUCAGUACCAUCAUUUAAUAAACGUUCUCCUAAUCAACAUCAUCAUCGUUCUCGUUCACGUGUUCCUCAAAUAGUUCUUAUUCCUCAACAAUCUCAUCCAUUGUCAUCAUCACCAAGAAAUCUUAUUAAUCAUACACAAUAUGAAUGUUUUAAUUCUAAUAUGUCUUUACUUGAAAAACAUUUAAAACAUUUAAUUAAUAAACAAAAACAUGAAGAAGAAAAAAAUGAAAUAAUUAAUGAAUGGAAAUUAAUGGCACUUAUUAUGGAUAGAUUAUUAUUUUGGAUUUUUACAUCUUUAACUAUUUUAAGUACACUUUUAUGUUUAAUUAUAAUUCCAUGUUUAAAAAAUGUUGGAUUUAUACCAGCAUUAUCGAAAGAUUUGACUAUGGAUUAUAAAUCAGUAGAAACAUUAAGAAAUGUUGUUGAAGAACAAAUAAAACCAAAUCUUACCGGAACAUCAGGAUGA